This is a messenger RNA of Dendroctonus ponderosae (mountain pine beetle), 1951 nucleotides long. RefSeq names its product V-type proton ATPase 16 kDa proteolipid subunit c (gene Vha16-1). Bases 174 to 659 code for a protein of 161 amino acids. The record is from RefSeq and is a predicted model, not a curated record. Gene Ontology annotation, molecular function: proton-transporting ATPase activity, rotational mechanism. Gene Ontology annotation, biological process: proton transmembrane transport. The transcript has 3 exons. Gene Ontology annotation, cellular component: proton-transporting V-type ATPase, V0 domain. NCBI's taxonomy places the organism in Eukaryota, Metazoa, Arthropoda, Insecta, Coleoptera, Curculionidae.
AGGCGGGAUUCAGUGACACUCCACCUGAAAAUUUUCUUAUCGUCAUAUGACCCAUUCUUGCUAGUGGCAGUCGAGUAAGCCAUAUUUGUCAGUGGGUUCGCUGGUUCCGUGCUGUGUUGUGCACCUUUUUAGCUCGUUCUGACCUGUAAAUACUCUGCAAUUAAACUAACACCAUGUCGUCCGAACUAACUGAAACCAACCCCGUCUACGGACCAUUCUUUGGAGUUAUGGGAGCAGCGUCAGCAAUUAUUUUCAGUGCUCUGGGGGCUGCAUAUGGAACGGCCAAAUCAGGAACCGGAAUUGCCGCCAUGUCGGUGAUGCGGCCCGAACUUAUCAUGAAAUGUAUUAUUCCCGUUGUAAUGGCGGGUAUUAUUGCCAUUUAUGGUCUGGUCAUAGCCAUUCUUAUUGCGGGUAACAUCGCAUCACCCGACAGCGGUUACACCCUUUACAAAGGCUUCCUACAUUUGGGUGCCGGUCUUGCAGUGGGAUUUUCCGGCUUGGCAGCAGGAUUCGCCAUCGGUAUAGUGGGAGAUGCAGGAGUGCGAGGAACGGCACAACAGCCCAGACUGUUCGUCGGAAUGAUUUUGAUCCUCAUUUUCGCUGAAGUAUUAGGUCUUUACGGUUUGAUCGUAGCUAUUUUCCUUUACACCAAGAAUUAAGUACGAUUUCGUUGCGGUGUUUCAAAACGUUCAGGUCCUUCUCCCAUCAAUUUCCCAUUUCACAGUCAAACAACCUUCCGUGGUCAUCCAGAAAUUCUUUCAAAUGCUAGUCGUGUAAAAAGAGAUGUAAAAUUGUACACCAAAGCGAAUGUGACCACGCGCAUAUUUAACUAUGAUAGGGUGGGCAGUGAUCAGUCAUUGCUGGCCGUAUCAUAAUGUAAAUAGAAUUUCGCAUCAUUUUUAGUCAGUUUCGCGAGGGUUUACUUCUAUCUAAUUAAUGUAUAGUCCAUAGAUCUUAGGUUCUUUAUUUCGUAUUGAGAUAUAUUUAAAACGACUCUAUUGAGUCGCUAUUUAAAUAAAAUUUGAAAAAUAGCACAAUUUAUUUUUAAUUUCAUCGAACAUAGUUGUUUAUUUCGAUUUUAUUGCCUCUAGUGCUUCGACUCGUGUGUUCAAUGAGUCCCAGCUAGUAGAGGUUGGCGUUCUCUUUAAUUGUCAUUCAUUCUACAUAUCAUAUAGUUGUUGGAUUCCGCCGAUUGUUACUCUUUUUUGUCCCAUGUGUUGUGCUAUACUUUAUCCACUUAACAGUUCCAACCGAGUCAGAUACUAUACCAUCUUUUGAAGAUCGUUUGCAUUGCAGUAUUAGAUUAUCUUAAGUUUAAUGUUUAAUUGGUGUCUAAAAUGAAUAGCCGCAAAAUUAUUGGACAUUUGAAUGCAACUUCGAGUCAUUUUCUCUCUCAUCCUAGGCUAUUUCCGAACCCCAAUUAUCUAUAACAAUAAUUGUUGUAAAUAAAUAGCAGCAUUAUGUAUUGAUGGUUUGAUGUCCAUAGUUAUUACGUGUUAGCUUCCUAAAUAAUGUAGCCAAGCUCAGUCAGGAAACUUUGUUGAACUGUACCUAACAACGAAAACGGACGGGUAUGUUCAACUCGGUUUAUCGUUACUAACAUUAAGAUGGUAUAUAUUUCCUGUUUUAUUUUAGUCACCUCAUAGCAAAAUGUAAUGUUGAUGCUUCGUGGAUGUCUAUUGUCUCAGUCUAACAACCGAUUCUCUAAACCACAGCUGGCUUUUAUAAAAGACAUAUUGUUAAGGUUUCGAGUCAUUAAGGAACAAAGCUCGCUUUUUUCUAAUUAUCUCGUGUGACGUAAUAGUUUCCCCAAUCACAACCCGUUAGAACAUGAUUUUGAAGACAAAAGGCAUCCUACUUGUUAUAGAGUGUUACGACGUAGGAUGGUCUCUGUAAUGAAGGGAACAGCAAAAUUAUGUUGAAAAUAAAUAAUUUGUACAUUCCAUUACAA